AUGUCUAGUUUACAGAAAACAAUUCAAGAGGCCAAUGCGCGUGAUAUUACAAGAAUUGAGCGAAUCGGCGCUCAUUCACAUAUUCGCGGUCUCGGACUUAAUGAUGAAUUAGACGCUCGACAGGUUUCACAAGGCAUGGUUGGCCAGCUUAAAGCUCGAAGAGCCGCAGGCAUCGUGCUUGGAAUGAUUCGUGAGGGCAAAAUCGCUGGUCGCGCUGUACUUUUGGCUGGUCCCCCUGGUACCGGUAAAACCGCCAUUGCCAUGGGCCUCGCCCAAGCUCUUGGUCGCGAUACUCCAUUCACUGCCAUGUCCGGAAGUGAAAUCUACUCCCUUGAGAUGGGGAAAACUGAAGCUCUUACUCAAGCCUUCAGAAAGUCAAUUGGAGUUCGCAUCAAAGAAGAGGCGGAAAUUAUUGAAGGAGAGGUUGUUGAGAUUAUGAUCGAUCGUCCUGCAACCGGAACUGGUGCUAAAGUUGGAAAGUUAAGCAUCAAGACCACUGAAAUGGAGACUGUCUACGAUUUGGGUCAGAAGAUGAUCGAUUGUAUCGUUAAAGAGAAAAUUCAAGCUGGCGAUGUAAUUACGAUUGAUAAACCAUCUGGAAAAAUUACAAAACUCGGUCGCUCAUUUUCACGUGCCCGUGACUUUGAUGCCACUGGAAUGCAAACAAAAUUUGUCCAAUGCCCGGAAGGUGAAUUACAGAAACGCAAGGAAGUUGUCCAUACUGUCACUCUUCAUGAGAUUGACGUUAUCAACAGUCGCACUCAAGGCUUUUUGGCUCUAUUUAGUGGUGAUACGGGUGAAAUAAAACCUGAAGUCCGUGAGCAGAUUAAUUCCAAAGUAGUCGAAUGGCGUGAGGAAGGAAAAGCGGAAAUCGUUCCUGGUGUUAUCUUUAUUGACGAAGUUCAUAUGCUUGAUAUCGAGUGCUUCUCUUUUCUCAAUCGUGCUCUUGAAUCUGACAUGGCUCCUAUUUUGAUUAUGGCCACUAAUCGUGGUAUUACUACUAUCCGUGGUACAAAUUAUAAGAGUCCUCAUGGUAUCCCUAUUGAUCUUCUUGAUCGUAUGCUAAUUGUCCGAACUGAAUCUUACACGGAGAAGGAGAUUCAAUCGAUUUUGAAAAUUCGUUGCGAGGAGGAAGAUGUGGAUAUUGCUGAUGAUGCCUUGGUUGUGUUAACUCGAAUUGGAUUACAGACUUCACUACGUUAUGCAAUUCAACUUAUUACUACUGCCAGUCUUGUCUGCCGUCGUCGAAAGGGAGUUGAGGUUAGCAAAGAGGACGUGCGAAAAGUGUAUACCCUCUUUAUGGAUGAAGCGCGAUCUUCACAAUUUCUAAAAGAGUACCAGGACUCGUUUAUGUUCAGUUCUGAAACCCCCACCACUGAACCUAUUCAAUCUAGAGGGGAUGUCCCAGCUGAGACUUCCUGA
Rodentolepis nana is the source of this 1422-nucleotide messenger RNA. NCBI's taxonomy places the organism in Eukaryota, Metazoa, Platyhelminthes, Cestoda, Cyclophyllidea, Hymenolepididae. The record is from the annotation of a GenBank genome assembly.